UGAACAGAGUGGGCUGCGUGUCGCUGCAGGUCCUGCAUUGUUCACCGCAGAGCUGCUGCACGGUGUGUUUGGGUGUUGCUGUGUAGGAAAAGUAUAAGAAGAAAAUGCCAGUCACACGCUCCAAGAAACUGGCGGCCCAGCCUCCAUCUACCAGGAUGAGUUUGAGGAGCUUCCGCAGCGUCCCGCUGGUUCCCAUGGAGACUUCCUCCUCUUCCUCUGAUGACAGCUGUGAUAGCUUUGGCUCUGAUGGAGGCUUUGCAAACACGAGGGGCAGCUUAAGACAGACGAGGAGGAUGGCAGAGAAACCCCAGGUGUUUGAGGCUACAUUAGAGGAAGAUUCAUGCAUCGGGUUUGAGGAGAAUGUGAUCAGCAGUCAGAUGAAGACCAUGAAAGUAGACUCUGAAUCUCCGAGACGUGGCCGCAGGUCCAACAUCCUCACAGUUGCCAUGACAUUCCCAACCAAGAAGACAGGCAAGAAGAGGCCUGCAUCUGAACCACUCCAUAAAACUAAAGUCCAGGACUCCGACUCUGAGGAAGAGGGGAACGUCAUGGACAAGAGAGCCCUGAAUAUUAAGGAGAACAAAGCAAUGCUUGCAAAGCUCAUGGCAGAGCUGAACAAAGUACCUGGACUCUUCCCAGGACGGAUGGCAAUGUCUGCUUCCACUACGCCUCGACGGGCACCUCGGCGGUCCAUGGGAACUCCAGGAGCUUGUAGGAGAAACCCGCAGCGCUUGUCUCGACCCCACACACGUUCCCGCACACUGGUGGAUGGACCCCCCAGCCCAACCCCUGAGGAGGAGCCUGAGGACAAGUUCAGCCUGGUCCGCAAAAGCCGCUACUAUGAGGAAGAAGAUGAGCCACCUCGUCGCCGUUCCUUCAAUGGUUCCAAGGCCAUCCCUCAUGUAGUGCGGCCCGUGGAGGACGUCACAGAGGCAGAGCUGCAGAGCAUCUGCCACAACGUACGGGAGAAGGUCUACAACAGCUCCACUGGAACCACUUGUCACCAGUGCCGCCAGAAAACAAUUGACACAAAAACCAACUGCCGUAAUCCAGAGUGUGUCGGGGUGAGGGGUCAGUUCUGCGGCCCCUGUCUCCGUAACCGCUACGGAGAGGAGGUCCGCGACGCUCUACUGAACCCGGAGUGGCAGUGCCCACCAUGCAGAGGGAUCUGUAACUGCAGCUUCUGUAGGGCCCGAGAUGGUCGCUGUGCUACAGGAGUGUUGGUUUAUCUGGCUAAAUAUCACGGCUUUGAUAAUGUUCACGCCUACUUGAAAAGCUUGAAAAAGGAGCUAGAAGAGAGCAGCGAGUGAAGUAUGGAGGAAGCAGCUGAUCCUGGACCUGACUGACAUGCUCUCACCAUUUUUUACAUACACACAGUUCAGAUAUUGUUCAGUGUUUUAAGUAUUAUAGCAGUGCUUUUUAUUGUUCCUGUUAUGAUUUUUCACAUAAGUUUUAAACAAUGACUGACAUCUGGAGCAGAUAGUGGUUCUCUCCAGUCUAAAGCUUGCAUGGUUUUUGUUGUCUCGCACAUUUUCCUGUCCGUUCUCAAGAGCUGAACCCUUACAUUAGGACUGGUUAAUUGUAAACUUAAGGUUGUCUCAACCUUAAUUUCUUGAUGGCCGUCUGUGAUCUUAAAUAUUAAGAUGAUUGGUGUACAUAUCCCAUAGCAGGUAUCAAUUUUUUUUUUUAACCCGCCUGUUGCAAAAAAAAUUCAGGCUUCUUUACUGUAUUUUACAUUGUUUUAAAUGUAUAUAUUUUACACAGCACAGUUGGACAUUGGGAUCCAUUUUUGUGGCUUUGCUUUUCUUAUUCCAAUUUAUGCUUGUGUUUUUACAAGUUGCAUGGCCUUUUGUAAGUCUGCUGAAAGUAAAUGAGUAAAUGUAGAAACCCAAAAAGCAAACAAACUGCAUUAGUUGAGAUGUCCUGUAGAAAUGAUCCAAUGAUCUGCAUGCUACUAUGGUGGUGCAGGUGGAAAGGGCAUAGACUGGGGUCCACUGCCUCUCACUUUAACCAGAGAGGAACUGUGUGAUAUACUACAGUGCCUGGUUAAAUAUCCUUCAUUAGAUAACUGUCACUAAUGGUGUGGAAACAAUUAGCACACUCUAAUGGGAAUCUCAUACCUGUAAAUCAUUUUAUCCUGUUAAAGCACAUUCUCGCUCUGCUCCAGUCUCUUUGCCUCAUUUUCUGCCUUACACUGUUAAGUGGGAAUGGUUGAAGGUGCCACUGAAGUGGCAAUAGAGUUAUGGCCUGCAUUUUCUGUUCAGAAGUGUAAUACUCCACACAAAAUGACAUGGAAUUAACCUUUGUGUCGUUCAUCUUUGAAAUGUACUUCAUUCGACCUGCACCAGGACAUUCUGUGAUUAUAUGAUACUAUUUCAAAAUAAUCAACGGUUGAGAUUUCUUCAGUGUAAUGGCAAGUGGAGGUUAUCUUACUGCUGCUUGUAUUUAUCAGGCACUGCACAGUUAAUGGAAACAGUAAUGCGGAACUGAUAAUGGGAAUAUCUGUUAUGAUGCGAUGCUUGCUUUGUGCUCAUUGGCUUUACUGUACAUUUUCAUUAAAGCGUUAAUCACUGCAGAA
Messenger RNA from Micropterus salmoides (largemouth bass), 2578 nucleotides. RefSeq names its product cell division cycle associated 7a (gene cdca7a). NCBI's taxonomy places the organism in Eukaryota, Metazoa, Chordata, Actinopteri, Centrarchiformes, Centrarchidae. Bases 105 to 1310 code for a protein of 401 amino acids. Gene Ontology annotation, biological process: regulation of DNA-templated transcription. The transcript has 10 exons. The record is from RefSeq and is a predicted model, not a curated record. Gene Ontology annotation, cellular component: nucleus.